AAAGUAUUAAAGGCCGGGUACCAUCAUUUCUAUCUUCUUUUUCGUUUCCUUUGUCUUUUUAAACAAUUAUUCUCUAUUCUAACACUUAGCAUGGAGGGUGAAAUUGCUGCCUUAGUUAUAGAUAAUGGUUCUGGUAUGUGCAAAGCAGGCUUUGCAGGCGACGACGCUCCUCGAGCUGUGUUUCCUUCCAUUGUAGGUCGCCCUCGACAUCAGGGUGUUAUGGUCGGUAUGGGGCAAAAAGACUCUUAUAUUGGCGAUGAGGCACAAUCGAAGCGUGGUAUUUUAACUUUACGGUACCCUAUUGAGCAUGGUAUCGUUACCAAUUGGGAUGACAUGGAGAAAAUCUGGCAUCAUACAUUUUACAACGAACUACGCGUAGCGCCCGAAGAGCAUCCUGUGCUGCUAACUGAAGCACCGUUGAAUCCGAAAUCAAAUCGUGAAAAGAUGACUCAGAUCAUGUUUGAGACUUUCAAUACUCCCGCGUUCUAUGUUUCGAUCCAAGCUGUAUUAUCGCUCUAUGCUUCCGGACGAACAACUGGUUUAGUUCUAGAUUCAGGUGAUGGAGUCACUCAUACGGUACCCAUUUAUGAAGGAUACUCCCUACCUCAUGCAAUUUUUAGGCUAGACAUGGCUGGCCGCGAUAUCACUGAUUAUUUGGUACGAAUAUUAGCUGAAAGGGGUUACUCAUUUACUACAACGGCGGAAAGGGAGAUUGUUCGUGAUAUAAAGGAAAAAUUAUGCUAUGUAGCUCUUGACUUUGAACAGGAAAACUUAACGGCGGAACAGACUUCAUCUUUGGAGAAAGCAUACGAGUUACCUGACGGCCGUCACUGCACCGUUGGUAAUCAACGUUUCCGGGCUCCUGAAGCCCUAUUUCAACCAUCGCUGCUGGGUCUCGAGGGACCUGGCAUACACGAAACAAUCUACAAUUCCAUUAUGAGAUGUGAUGUGGAUAUUCGUAAGGAUUUAUACCCUAAUAUUGUAUUGUCGGGAGGCACGACCCUGUAUCCUGGACUGGCAGAUCGCGUACAAAAAGAAAUGGUACAUCUCGCCCCUUCCUCAAUGAAAGUCAAAAUUGUAGCACCCCCAGAAAGGAAGUAUUCGGUCUGGAUUGGUGGAUCCAUCUUAGCCUCUUUGUCAACGUUUCAACAAAUGUGGGUAUCGAAGGAAGAAUACGAUGAAUCUGGUCCUGCCAUUGUUCAUAGGAAAUGCUUUUAAUAAAGUGAAUGUCUUUUGUAAUAAACUACCUUAGUCAAGUCUGAAUACUCUAAAAUUCAUUUAAACCAGCUCCUCAACUUUGUUAAAAUACUACCUUUCUGGUUUUCUAUCAGUCCGUUCUUGCAAGGAAGAACAUAAUCAACCUAUGCUCUACUAUUGCCUUUCAUGACAAUAAUACGUCCAUUUGUGAAUAGAACUACUGUAUGUGACAGCUUAUCAUCGAUACACUAAAGGCAUGUUUAAUGUGAUCUUUGUUUGAAGAGUUGCUUAAAGUUCUUUUUUUUUUAUAUUAAUUUAGUGUACGCAAUUGAACCUCACCGC
Mycotypha africana is the source of this 1539-nucleotide messenger RNA. RefSeq names its product actin-2. The coding region runs from base 91 to 1218 and encodes 375 amino acids. NCBI's taxonomy places the organism in Eukaryota, Fungi, Mucoromycota, Mucoromycetes, Mucorales, Mycotyphaceae. The transcript is spliced from 5 exons. The record is from RefSeq and is a predicted model, not a curated record.